Messenger RNA from Bradysia coprophila, 1938 nucleotides. RefSeq names its product poly(A) binding protein nuclear 1 (gene Pabp2). Gene Ontology annotation, cellular component: nucleus. Gene Ontology annotation, molecular function: poly(A) binding. The record is from RefSeq and is a predicted model, not a curated record. Lineage: Eukaryota; Metazoa; Arthropoda; Insecta; Diptera; Sciaridae.
UUAACGAAAAAUUCACUUUUUAUCCACUGGGGCAAAUUCGACAAUUUCGAUUAUAGCUCUUUCUGUCAAAGUACAAGCUGGACAUAAUUUUAACUUUAAUUUAUCGUCAGAAAAUAGAAUAUUCAAAAUGAUGGCAGAUGAAGACAUAUCUCUCAAUGAAGACCAAAUUUUAGACAACCUAGAUGAUACCAAUGGUGAAAUGUUGAACGAGAUUGAUCCUGAAUUGGAAGCCAUAAAAGCCAGAGUCAAGGAGAUGGAAGAAGAAGCCGAAAAAUUGAAACAAAUGCAAUCCGAGGUAAACAAACAAAUGACACUUGGCUCACCCACCAGCAUUGCGCCGAUACAAUUGUCGGUCGGCGAAAAGAAGGAAAUCGAUGACAGGUCCAUUUAUGUCGGCAAUGUUGACUACGGAGCAACAGCCGAAGAACUAGAAGCCCAUUUUCACGGUUGUGGCAGCAUGAACCGAGUUACAAUUUUAUGUAAUAAGGUGGACGGACAUCCGAAGGGCUUUGCAUACAUUGAAUUUGCGUCCAAGGACUUUGUCGAAACAGCGCUAGCAAUGAAUGAGACACUAUUUCGAGGGAGACAAAUUAAGGUAAUGGCAAAACGUACAAAUCAACCGGGCUUGUCCACAACAAAUCGGUUUCCACGUGGUUUCCGCGGUCGAACAGCUCGGGGUGCAGCUAGGGGUUCAUGUUGUCACGGUAGUGCCUUUCGGGGUACAAGACGUCCAAUCCGAGGAUAUCGUGGUCGCGCCAAUUAUUAUGCUCCUUAUUAGAAAAAAAAUACUAUGCCCAUUGAACACACGCAAAAAAAAUUUGUAGAAAAAAAUAUGCCCCCAAUGCGAAAAAAGUAUUUGAACGUAUUUUGUUAAGAUUUUAUUUGUAAGCAAGCAAUUCAAAAAACAUUAUUUUGCCUUCAACGAUCACAAAAAAAAUAUUAUGUCGGAAUAAGAUUGCUGAUAAAAAAAUUCAAUAAAAAAAUAAUCAACAAAAUAAUGCGAAAAAAAUGAACUUAAAAAUAAUGAAAAAAAGAAAAACGAAAUGUUAAAACCGCUGUGCGAAAAUCUACUUAUCAACUCGAAUUAAUCCAACUUCAUUUAAAAACAACACAAUAAUGUUUUUUGAACCAAGAAAAAAAAUUUAUCCAAAAUGCAUUUAUUUAGCCCGAGAAUAAAUAAAUCCAAUAAAAAAAAAAUUAUUCUGAAAAUGAAAGCCAAAAAAAAAGAAAUUUUAAAAGAAGAAGAAAAAAAGAACAGAAAAUUCCCGGCUUCACUUAAAAAGGAACAAAAAAAAAGAAAAGAAAAACAGCAAAGACAAAAAUAUUAAACCGAAAAGAUCCUGGAAAAAAUUGAGAUCACAAAUUGAAAGAGGACAAAUCGAAAAAAAUGGACAUAAUAAAAUAUGGAAAAGAGGAUAAACAAUAAACAAUUACAAUUUACAAAACAAAAAAAAAAUUUAAUUAUAAAAAUUAAUAAAAAAAACUUGUAAUACCAAUGUCAAAUGUUUGUUUCAUUUGUUUGUUUUAUUUUCAUUUUAAUUUUUCUUUCUUUAUUUCAUGAUGUAUAAACUUAAUUCACUUUUGCUGUUCAAACUUAUCCGAAAAAAAUUCCAAAAUAACAAAGAAAAUUAAGACCAAAUCUUAUUGAGCAACAGUCACAUAGCCAACCGGCGGGUGUCGCUUCAGGCAUAUGAACACAGCGCUGUAAAACAUACGAAUAGGUUAAGUUCAGUUUACGCACAACAUUUUACAUAAAUAUUUCUUCGUUCAACCAUCCGCAACAUCACUUACACCAUCAAAACAGCGCAAAUCAUAUACACCCCCGACGAAAUCAAAUUGAAGGCACCCGGAAAUGUGUUCAACGUAUGCGAGUAGACGAAACUGUAUAGCGUGGCCGAACCCAGCGGCGAAAUGGAUUCCAUUGAAGUUGUUAGCGAA